GAAAACAAAAUUUAGUGCCAUUUGGUUUCAUGAAUGUUUUGUUUCUUAUAAAGUAUUUUCAUGCAUAUUUUAAAGUUUAAUGAUCCUUGUCUAGUUUUCAGUUAGGUGGCACGGACACGGAACACGGGACAACAGCAUUAGUUUAAGUUUUUUUAUAUUGAAAUUAAAGUUUUGUGUGUGAAACGCCAAGUGUCCGACAUGUUUCUAAAUGGGGAAACAUCGAUCGGGCAUUUGGAAUAGGGCUAUUUCUCCUGUUUCUAUCAGAUCAAAAGUGUCUGCUUUAGUCAUGAUGAAUGGGGCUGUCGUCAUCGAGAAUGAAAUGCAACAGAUGAAGCUACUUUCUGCAAUCAAUGAUGAACAUGAAGGUGUUAUCGUCGAACUGGCUGAGCCUAUGGGCUUGGAAGUCUUUGCUUCAAUGCUUAAAGCUUCACUUGCUCACUGGAGAAAACUGGGUAAGAGGGGCGUUUGGAUCAAAAUUCCUAUCGAAUUAGCCAAUCUUGUUGAAGCUGCUGUUAAGGAAGGGUUCUGGUACCAUCAUGCAGAGCCGAAAUACUUGAUGCUUGUGUACUGGAUACCAGAAGGCACUCAUACUUUGCCUGCAAAUGCAACUCAUCGAGUGGGUGUUGGAGCAUUUGUCAUGAACAAAAACCGAGAGGUGCUAGUGGUCCAAGAAAAGAGUGGAAUUUUUCGAGGGACAGGUGUGUGGAAGUUCCCUACCGGAGUAGUUGAUGAGGGAGAAGAUAUUUGUGCUGCCGCGAUAAGAGAAGUUAAAGAAGAGACAGAUAUUGAUGCAAAAUUUAUAGAACUUUUAGCGUUCAGGCAAAGCCACAAGGUAUUCUUCGGGAAGUCGGAUUUAUUCUUCUUAUGCCUGCUGCAACCUCUCUCCUUCAAUGUCCAGAAGCAGGAAUCAGAAAUUGAUGCAGCCCAGUGGAUGCCUGUGGAGGAAUAUCUAGCACAGCCAUUUGUUCGAAAAAACGAGUUUGUGAAGCAGAUUUGUGAGAUAUGCUUGACAAAGACUGAUAAAAACUAUUCUGGAUUUUCUCCAGUGCCUACCACAUCAAAUCUUGUCGAUGAAAACGGCUAUUUAUAUUUGAACAUUCAAGACAUGGAAAAGCAUUAACAUCUCGGCCAUCAUUUAUUUAUUCAAUUCUGCUUCAGCAAACAAAUAAAUUCUGUUAUUUUAUUUCAUAGUUUAGAAUUUAAGGAAAAUCAAUUAUGUUAUUAUUUUAUUGCAUUAUUUAAUUGAUUAUGUGAACUACAUUGAUCUGUAAGCUCAGUUAAUUAAAUAAAGUUAUUCACUUUAUUGUCUUCUCUUUA
Mercurialis annua (annual mercury) is the source of this 1317-nucleotide messenger RNA. Its product is annotated as nudix hydrolase 2. The transcript is spliced from 9 exons. The record is from RefSeq and is a predicted model, not a curated record. Gene Ontology annotation, molecular function: ADP-ribose diphosphatase activity; NADH pyrophosphatase activity; NAD binding. The coding region runs from base 209 to 1120 and encodes 303 amino acids. NCBI's taxonomy places the organism in Eukaryota, Viridiplantae, Streptophyta, Magnoliopsida, Malpighiales, Euphorbiaceae.